AUGGGUGAGAGAAUAAGAGCUGAAGAAACAAAGAUGUACAGUAAUGCAGAGACUAUUAAUAUUCAUAUUAAUAGCAACAAUAACAAUGGAGAUAGUUUAUUUAUCGAUGCAAUAAGAUACUUUCCUUAUUCUGGAAAAAUUUUAUUAAUACCAACUUUAUCUCAUCAAAGUGGAUUUAAUCCUCAGGAUCAAUAUCAGCAGCAACAGAAAUUAUCUUGUAGUAGUAGUAGUAGUGGUAGGAGAGCCACCGAUGCUACACUGAGGAAUAGGAACAAUGUAAUAUAA
Messenger RNA from Cavenderia fasciculata, 285 nucleotides. RefSeq lists its product as uncharacterized. The transcript has 3 exons. The record is from RefSeq and is a predicted model, not a curated record. NCBI's taxonomy places the organism in Eukaryota, Evosea, Eumycetozoa, Acytosteliales, Cavenderiaceae. Bases 1 to 285 code for a protein of 94 amino acids.